AUGGAAGUACCGCCUGAUGCGAACGGAGAAUUUGGACUUGAGCAAGAUGGGCAGCAAACUCCUGGCGCAGGAAUUAAAAGAGACUCAAUAUCCUUCGAUUUGGUAAGUAUGGGAGCAGAUCAGGCAUAGUUUUUUACACAUUUAGGAAGUAGUUAGCGUAAAUUUACGUUUUUUGUUCUUGAAAAGUUUCAAAAUAAUUUUUCAGUGUGCACGGAAUAUGGAAACUUGAUAGCGCGUUUGGUUGUCGUUUCCAGCGUUCCUUUUGUAGAUUCGUUCUAACCACUGGAAAUCGUAACAGCACCCAUCUCUUUCGCUACCGAUUAAUUUUUUUCUCGCCGAGAUGUGGGUAGUUAAUUUUGUUUAUCUACUGUUUUCGGGCGGGUUGGUUCGUUUAGCCGGCCAUCGAGGAAUCUUCCCGAGUCUGCCACGAUUUCAAAACUUUUUGUACAGCACUAACUAAUUUGCAUAUUUUUUUCUUCAUUCAUUCAGACGCUCUUCGAAAACUUUUUCCGAAUUAGAAAUUUUUGGUUUUGUUCGCAAAGCUUGGAAUCUGAUCAAAGUUCGUUUCGUGUCGGGGUCUAAAAUUGUCAAACAUCCUUUCAAAGUUUCCUCAAGAUCGCAGGCAAAAGGACGUUCUACAGAUCUAUAGAAACUAUCUUUUCAAUGCUCGCAAGAUAUGUUAAUUUUGACUUGUACUUUCUCGAAGAAAUUGUCUUGGUCUGUGUUUAUUUCCUCACUAAACUAUCUAGUAAAGCUUAUCGCAGAGAGUCUGCUUAGAGAAUUUAUUGAUUAGGAUCGAUUAAAUUUUGUUUUAGUUCAGCCUGGUAGCCUUUCUUCACUGGUUGUAAAUCAGUGGGGAUUUUUUUUGCAGCGAUUAAAACUUACAUUUAAAUAAGUAAACAUUCGCAGUUGUUUUCGCCUAUUACAAAGGAUCGAAAUACUUAGAUGGAUCGGAAGUUGCCUAAAGAAUUUACGAAACCGUAGCGAUUUAUCAGGGCGAUCAUAUUGCCUCAAGAAUGUCGAAAAAUGGUCUCCUUUGCCCAAGUUUUGGAAAGAAAAAGGACAUUUUGAGAGUAAUUGGCUCCUCAUUGUUAUGCACAGAUGGUCUCUUUGCUGUUUUUAAAUCUACAGUUCUCAGUGUUUAGAAACUUGUCUCGAAUGUCGGUUUAAAUUCGCGAAAUCCAACCCUCCUAACCUGAAUGUAUGCUGAGGAGAUUUUAAAAUGACGCUAAGUUUUACUUGGCGUUUGCAAGCUUCAUUUUCCUUACGGUUUGCUAUUUGUUUUCAAGUGCUGUGUCGCGGUAAUGGUUGAUUUUGGCCACUAUUGACGUAUCACAGUUAAAUGAUAAAUGUCAGUAGCAAUUCUUUUGUCUUUACCAAGUACAUUUACAGAGCUAUUUGAUGAAAUAGUUUCUUUGGAUGUCCUGCAGUUCGAAGAAAAUUCGAGAAAAGCUAGGAAUUUCAAAUAAUUAAAAGACAGAUAUGAAAAGAAUCCUGUGAAUACUCUGGGUGAUAUUAUUUGCAGAUGGAAAUAAUAUGUGUUUAAAUUACACCAUUAUGUAGUAACUUUUUGUGUCAUGUAUUCAUAAGGGGAGUUUUGAACUUCAAAGACCCAAGGCCUCCAACUUGUUUACUUUUGUAUUGUAAGAACAUUUUACUUCUGUGCCUGUGAGGCAAAAUGUAUUUUUAAAUCCUUGGGUGUGAAAUUUUGGCACAUGAUCAUCUCUUGGACUCCUUAUCUGUCACAUUUAAUGUCAUAACAAAUUGAUAGAAAGUUAUUGAAACUGGAUCAAAUCUGACCCCCAGCCUUUCAUUCCAAGCUGGGGCUUUUAUAACUUUAAACAUUUUUUCUGUCAGCACUGCUGAAGCAUAAAAAUCUGUUAGCAGAAAUUUUUGAAUUUUAUGCAAAAGGUAUGCAAAUUUACAUAUUUUGAUAGCUCAUAAGAGUUUGUCAAGUGCAUCUUUUGUUAGGAAGGUAUUGCAUAGUGAAGAUCAAGAGUGUGUUUUAAAUGUGUCUUUUUAUGUGGCACUAACCAGUUCUUGUGUAUAUGACUAAAAUUUGGAAAUUCCAUCUCACUGAUGGGCAAACAACACUCAAUUUUGCCAGCCAGCAAGUAAAUAUUAUAUCUUUUUUUUUACAACACCUUGAAUCUGAAAACAAAAUUUCCAGCUCUUCCCACUAAUUGACUGAUUUUGCCACCACUGACCACUGACUUAUUUUAACAAUGGAGCAGGCUUGUGAAAUAUUACAAAUCUUUACUCAGGAAUUCUACCUUUGAUCCUCUUGAGCAGUUUCAAGACAAUGUUAGAUUAUGGCAGUUUCAGUAAAUUUUAUACAUAGUGUCCCAGAAAAGCAUCCUUAUUUUAAACUUGUGAUUGUUUUUCAAGGAAGAUUGGUAGAUUUUAGGUAGUUCAAAAGCUAGUUAGUUCAUAUUGAUCGCAACUAAAUGUAAUAAAAAGUAUGUGACUCGUGAGUGGUGAAAAAUAAUGAGGUAAUCCUGACAGAUGAACUGCAAAUGAAGAAAAAUAUGCUUGGAAAAAUGCAGACCUUUACCUUCCUAGUUGUUAGUUACGGGCAAUUUAGCCUAAGGGUCUCAUGUUGCACACAGGGCAAAUUUUUGUGGGUUCUUUUUCUAAAGAACGAGGAAAUGUUAAAAAUAGAACAGAAACAGUUUUAUAAUUUCAUUUACGAUCUCAUUCUGGUAUUUUUGACACAUUUUUGUGGUAAGAUGUGUACAGUGUUUACUGUGGGAUGAUGAUUUAUUAAGUAAACAUACCAUGUUUACUUAACAACAAUUUUUUAUAUGAAUAGGAUUUUGAAAAGGCACGAAAAGUUCCCAAGCUUUGUAUUAAAAUACCACUCACUGAAGUCAUCCCAGUCAACGGUGUAGAGUCUGGUGAAGAGGAGACAUUUGCGUCAGAUGACAUAGUAAGGGAUUUGAGUCAGAAGCAUGAAGAAACAGCACCAGCACUAAGCUGUCAUACCUGUGGGGAAGAAAUAUACAGUGAAGAGUUUGUUAAUAAUGAAAAACUCUACUGUAGUGAGGAAUGUAUGGAAAAAGAAAGUUUUGUUGUUGGUGCAGAUACAACAAGAAAAAGGGUAAGAUAUAAUAUUUAGAGAUUUUUAUCGUAGGAUUUGAGGUGGCUCAAUGGUUAGCAUAAUCUGUUCAUGACAUUACAAUGUAUGUUCACACCUUUCUGGGGUGAUUUUAGGGUGUUGUCAUGCAAGAAACUUUACAAUGAUAGAGAUAAAUGGUUUUUUGUUUUGAUUUCUUCAUCGGAUAAUUAAAGAUCUGAGUCCUUCACAAGGAACUGACCUCUAGAUCUUUGUAUUCAGCACUGAACCACUGAACUACAGAGAACUAUCUGGAGAGCUAGAACUUUUAUGGUGAUGAAGAAAGAUGAUGUCUAUCUUGUCUCAAGAAUUAGAUAAAAAAUGUUUCAGUCCACUUGGAGAAAUUAAAUUCAAGACCUUCAGACUUAACACUUGUAAUUCUCUACCACUGAGCUAGGGAGACAGAGAGAACUCUAUGUUUCAUUGAGAGAAGACUGAUGGAAUGGACACAUGUUACUGUAAAAAUUAAGGGUACAGUUCCCUUUGACUGGCUGGUAUUUGAAGAAGGAGAGCUGCAAAUCUGGUAUAAAUUUCCACAUUUGGAGCACCCAUCUGGCUCAGUGCAAACUUUACCUUCAUAGCUUGUUUUUUGUUGCGGUUAAUAUCUAUGUAUUAAAGAUUGACUCUUCUUUCAGGUUCACGCAACAAGACAGAAUUUUCUGUCAGAUCUUGACAAGCCUUCAGGUAGUGUUAGAGACAUGAAAAGACAAUGCAGAGGGCUUGGAAUGGCUGGUAAGGAGUAAUGUUAUAGUAUCAAUUAAAAAUUCUUCAGAAAAAUAUAACUUUAUUUUUCAAUUUUUUUUCCUUGGAUUUGCUGUUGUGAAUGUAUGGGCUGUAUUUUCACAAAGAAUCUUUGUUUUCAGGGUUGCUUGAAAUAGGCCAAGGCUAAGCAGAAAACUUAUUGUAAGCUAAGUUAGUUGGGAAGGAAUUUAACUCAUCUCACUGGAGGGUGCUAGCAAACUAAAAUUGAGGGUUAUUUACAGAAGAGGCAUAAGGAUAAUUUUCAAGUCCGCUAUUCCCAAGUUGUAGAUGGUAACUUACUGAAUAUCCAUGACUGAUUUAGUGCCUCGCAAAGGAUAGCAAAAACACUCUUAUUUGACGUUAUAAUUUACAUAUCAUUUUAAAAGGAUAGUACUAGCAAGCUAAAAAUCAUAAGCUGUUUUCAUUGUCUUUUUCUUUUUUUCACAUUUAGCAUCCAUUCAAGAACUUAUUGGGUAAGUACCCCACCAAUAUGCUAUUCCAUCUCCAAGGUAGUUAAAAGCCUGUGGCUACUGUAGAUAGUAGCAUAUGGGUUUUUUUUCUUUCUCUUUUCCUCUGUUUUAACCCUUUAACCCCUAAGAGUGAUUGGCAACUAAUUCCUCCAGGGUGUAUCACCCUUGAAUCAAACACUAAGGUCACAAGAAUAAAGGAAUUGAUCACCAACUAAAGAAGCUCUUGAUUGUUCAACAAAUUCACCUUGACAGUGCCUUAGGAAAUGUAUGGUGAAAAUUAUGGAGAAUAUAUUUACUGAUGUUAGGAUGUCAGGGGUUAAUAGAUUUAUCUUUACCUUAUCUUCAACUCCAACUUUUAAAUAUUGAUUGUGCACUCUUCAUCAUGUAUUUAUUGUGACUUAAAUAAUCACUGAUUAUGUGGUGUUGUAUGACACAAUAUCUCUUAAGUGAUGCUUUUCUUUCUUUUCCUUUGACCAAUCUGCUCGAAAACAAGAUGAUAUUUUUGAAGGAGAAAUUUCCCUUUGGUCACCCCUGAUGUCUGCUAUAUAUGCUUCUUAUGAUGUUAGUUUGGAGAAUUUGGUAUUGGAUCUGUAACUCAUAAUCUCCGUAUUGAUUAUUUUCUUUAUUCUUAUUACUUGUCUGCUUGAUAUUGUACUGGUAUUGAAAGGAGAAAUUCUGUCUUUGUCACUCAUGGUAGUUUAGGGGUUAAUAACUAAUACCUAAUAAACCCGUUUAGCCUCUUUCUCAAGCUGUAGACUGGUGUUGGUAGUAACAUUAUUCAUGACAGUAAAUUCAAGAAUAAAAAUAUUUUUUAUGAUUCUAGUAUACUGCAUCUAUCUAGCUACUGUAGAUGUAGAGAGAUUUUAUCUUUCACCCUUCCACUCCCUAGUUAGUUUGGAGAAUCUGGUAUUGGAUCAUUUUAUAAUCCUCUUGGUUAUAUUUUUCUUUUACUUGGCUGCUUGAUAUUGUAUUGAUAUUUUUACCAGAAAUUCUGUUUUGGUCAUUCACGGAAAUUAAAGGGAUAAAUGGUCAUUAGUUUUAAUUGAGCUGGCUACUUUUACAAUUUUUUAUUGAGUAGUCAAUUUUAUUGUGAGGGUCAGACCCUUUGAAAAGUUCCACCUAAUUUUUAAGUGCCAAUAUUACUACACAUGCACUCCCACAGGCAAAAUGAGGAUUUCAUUUUACUUUUUAUCAAGUGCUGUAUACUGUAGGGGGCAAAACUACGUAAUGCUGAUUGGCUGAAACAAAGAACAUUUCUUAAGCAAUUUUACUUGUUUGUUUCCUAUGUUCAAUGGGAUUUUAAAAAUGUUUGGAAAUUAAAAGUCCAGAGACAUCAAGCUUGUGAGUUUGAUGUAGUAUCAUUGUAACUCAGGGAAUCAUGUGAAAACUCUGAAAAUAAUUGUGGAAUUAUUCAUAAGUUGCUCUCAAACCCAUAAAGUUAUAUGUACUAAAUGAUUUUUUAAUGUAGGCAUUUUAUUUAUUCAUCAAGUUUAAACUUGGUCCUAAACUACAGGCAUAAUUUUGACAAUAUUUUAAAAUCAUCUUUACAAAAGUAAACUUUAUUCACAAGUGUCAACGUUUUUCUUUUAAUUUCUCCUCAAUACAUGUAGUUAAAGUUAAUAUUGACCUGUUAUGGUUUUGAAUGUAUGGUCCCAAGAAGAUGAUCACUUUAAUUUACAUCAUAGGAACAUCAAAGACAAUUUCCUCUCACACCAUUUUUGUCAUGCAAAUGAAAUUUGGCUCAUGUCAAGUUUGAUAGUCACGUUUUGAAUAAUGAUUAAUUUCAAUAUUUAGUGCUGUGACAAAUUAUUAAGCUGUCAUUGAUGACAUCUGCUUCUGUUCAUUUAGAAUUUCUGUGAGGCUUUAAGAGAUUUUUUCUUUCCUUUGUAAAGGAUUCAUAACUCACUCAAUAUAUUGAUGUUAUUUUUCUCAGUCUGCUAAUUAUUACCUUUAUCUAAGGAUCAAUGAAUUACAGAUACAAAAUUUUUCCUUCCCUGAUAAUAGAAGCAUCAUUAUGUAAGCAAGUGACAGCUGCAUGUUAACUGGAUCAAGUCACUUUUAAAUAACUGUGAGCCCACUUAAAUUGUCCAGUUUGUUAACUAUACAUUCUGUUUUUCUUGUUAACAAGAUGUUUCGAAGCCUGUUCAAUAUUUUGACUCAGUAAAACCAAACAGGAUUAUCAGAAUGAGUUAUGAUAAUUGGGAUGAAAAGACUUGGAUGGAAUUUUGGACAAGAUUUAGAGAGUAAAGAGUUUUAUUUGUGAAUUUUCAUCUUAGUAUUAUACAAAACAUGAUGUCUUUCCUCAAAAAGUGUGUUAAUUAAUUUUUAGGUUUGUGAAUUUUUUAAAGAUCCAGUGUACAUUUAAACAUUGAUAUAUUUGUAAGUUCUUGUCCUCUUCAUGCUUUUAAUGUCUGCAGUAACUAGGCUUGAACAAUUCUAGUAUACUGGUGUCCUUUAAGUGAACAUUUGACUAGUUUUAAAAUAUAAUGUCAACAUUUUUGCUUGUCUACAUUUUUAACACCAGGUGUCCUACACCGGGAUGUGAUGGAAAAGGACAUGUUAAUGGAAAGUUUGCAUCUCACCGAAGGUUAGAGUUAGAAUUAAUUAAUUAUUUUUCAGAUUGUUUCUCCAAGAUAUGCUUGUUAUGCAGAAAUUGGUUCUGAAUAUCACAAAGGAGCAUAAAGAUAUGGAAGAAGGGCCAAAAAAAGAAGUUGAAUAUUAACUAAAAUUGUUUUGUCUGGGUCUGGUAUUUUCAAACAGAGGUCUCAAUGUCUCGCAAAAAGGCCCUUAACAUUACAGGGGGCAAGUGAAAUGCUGUCGUUUCCACAAAAGAAGAAAGAAAAUAAUUUAGAGAUUAACAUUCAUAUUUUUAAGUGGUCAUAGAGAAUCCAUUUUUAAGUUGAAGUUGAGUCAGUUAUUUUCUGUGAAAACACCUGCUUUAGACUGAACAUGAUCUGAUGAUAAAAGAUUAUUAUGUUAGAAGGCUGGAUGUUUGAGCAUUAUCAAAGAAGCUAUAUCACUAUGACAAAAGUCAUUUCUUGUGGCAUGUAUGUAAAACUACCAUUAUCUGACUUAAAAGAUCUGGGCCCAGUUGUAUAAAGGGCGGAUAACUCUAUCCAACGGAUAAAUCACUAUUUAGCAGACAAGUGAUAGCAAAUUGUAUAGCGUUAUUCAUCAGAUAGAGUUUUAUCCAAUGGAUAGUGCUACCCAACUUUUGAACAACUGGGGCCUGAUUGUUAAUUCUCACCUCUCAUGGUGAGAUAUUUACAUGUAAGUUAGCUAGGAGAAUUUGGUAUAGAUCAAGGUAACAACUUCUACCUGAUAAAUUAGAGUAUUCUCAUUACCUGUUUGCUGGGUAAUGUAUGGAUGUUAUAGGAAGAAGUUUCAUGUAAAGGGUUAAGACUACAAAGUAGUAGCUACUUUGAUAGAAAAUCAAGAUAGAAAAUCCAAGCAACUGAAGCAGUAAAAGAGUUGAACAUGUAACUGAGUUCUUCUUCUUUUAUUUUAGUGUCUAUGGCUGCCCAUAUGUACAGAAAACCAGUAGAAGAUUUUCAAGAUUUGACAGUGGAGGUAUCUAUACUUAAUUGUUAACUGCUUUUACAAAUUACAAUUUUGUAAAGGCCGCAAUGAACUGCUGCCUACUUCUUAUUUAAUAAGUUUAAGGUCUGUAAGUUUUAAGUUACAGAUUGAGAGAUAUCUUCCUCUUUGAUUUAUGCCAUGCUCACAACUUGCAAAUAGAAGCAGGAAAAAACCAGUCCCAGGUUGUUCAAAGCUGGGUAAAGGUAACCCAGGGUUAGUGUGAAAUUUGAUUUCAGGUCUGAAAGCUUUAAGAGAAAAUUCCAUUCAAAUCUUUUUGCUUGCAAUUUGAUAUUGGAUGUUCUAAAAAGAAUAGUGAAAAUUUUCCCUAAAAGACUUUUGAACAAAGAAAUAAAGAAACCUGAAUUAAAAUUUAACCCUGGGUUAGGGCUAAGCGGCCUUUGAACAACUGGGCCCAGGAUCUUUAGGGCUGGCCAGAGAAGAUGAGAAAUCUGAUAUAUUUUUUUUAUAUCAUUUUUGUGUGUGAAGGGUUAAGGUAAUGAUCAGUGAUAAAAACAAGAGACUUAACCCUUAAGUCCCACUAGUGACCAAGACAGAAUUUCUCCUUACACUAUCAGUACAAUAUCAAGCAGACAAGUAAUGAGAAUAAAGAAAAAUAUCAAUUAGGGGAUUAUUGGUUGAUCCAAUACUAAAUUCUCCAAAUUAGAAUCAUAUGAAUUGUAUGGCAGACAGUUAGGAGCAUUAUUAGUGAGAUCUUGGGAGUUAAAGGGUUAAACAACAAAAAACAGCUUGAAUGUUUAGUGAACCAUGCAUGACAAUUUUACUUGCACUGCAUGGUUAGCCAUUUGAUCCCUAAGAGUGACUAGUCUCUAAGUUCUCCUUACAAUAUCACCCGCAAAUCACACACUGGGGUCAUGAGAAUAAAGGAAUUUUCUCCUCGUCAACAUGUUAACAAAUGUACAGAGAAUGGUAUGGAAAGUUUGCAUACUGAUGUUAUGGUGUCCAGGGUUAGUAAUUGAGAGAUCAUGUAAAGCACUUACUUUUCACUUGCUAAUGACAAGGCAACAAAACAGCCUGAAUGGCUGAAGAAACUAUAUGAACUUCUCUUUUCAAUUGGUUUUUUAUUUGUUUUGGUUACUCUGUGUAUUUGUAUGCAAAAUAUCAGUGCAAAUUGUUAUAGUACUCAUAUGUUUGUGUUCUUUAUUUUAAAUUAACAGACAAGGAUGCUGAUGCAACUUCAGAAACAUCAAGGUGAAGAAAUAAAUAUGUUUUUUUUUUAAGUAGUGAAGGGUUUGGUCAUUUGAAAGUCUGUAACCUUGUAUAAAUAACAAUUUAUUAUCAACAUGGACACUGAUUUACAUACUGUUUCCAUAAAUGGUUCACUGUGCAUUAGAUGAAUUGAAAAUAACAAUUAUAGGAAGCUUUCAUGUGCCAAUUAACCUCUCUGAGAUUCAGUGCAAAGACUAUACUUGCCACAGGUCUCACAGGUCUUUCUUGUUUUCAUUGUCUCUUGAUCUAUUUUUGUGUUUGCAAAUUACAGGUGUCCUACUCCAGGCUGUGAUGGUUCAGGACAUAAAUCUGGAUUAUUUGCCUCCCACAGAAGGUCAGUAUCAAAUGCACAAUUUUACAGUCACUUAAUUAUAAUGCAUGCACAUCAAGACAUGGCUGCUUUUUUUUUUAAUAUACUUGAGAUGUGUUUGAGUGCACAUUUUCUGCUAUGUUUUUACAAACAAGUCUGAUGACCUUGCAUUUUAAGGGUGUAGUGGAACUUUAACUACAAAGGGACUUAAAUAAUAAUCAAAAGAUAUUUUAAGACCAUGUACUUGUAUGUACAGAACUAGAUGAUCAACUAUGUGCAAGGAAUGCUAUCUUGUGUCACUCACAACAUUGUCACUUCAAGUCAAAGGCUCAAAAAUAGUUAACACCAUUUGUCACUGAAUCUUAUGGUUUGCAGUCUCUAUGGAUGCCCAAGGAGAGUUUCUGUGGAGAAAAGCAAAGAUGGUAAAUAAAAGAUGUUCUUACAUUCUUUUUAACCCUUUAAGUCCCAGAUCAAAUUUGUAAUCAUCCUUACUGUCAACCAUACAAUUCCUGUAAUGUUAGUUCAGAGAAUUCAGUAUUGGAUCAGCUAAUUAUCCCCAAAUUGACAUUUUCCUUUACUCUCAACACUUAUCUGGUUGAUAUUGUUUUGCUAUUGUAAGGAGAAAUUCUCUCUUGGUCACUCAUGGGAGUUAAAGGGUUAAGCAUACUUUUCUAUUAACCCUUUCAACCUCAGGAGUGACUAAAUAGGAAUUUCUCCCAAUGGUAUAAGUACAUUUUCAUCCAGAAAGACAUUGAGAAAAAAGAAAACUAUUGGUAAUUGUGAUGAACAACUUCCUGAAAAAAUGUGUAAUUCUUGUAAAGCCAACUGGUAACCUGUUGCCAGCUUGUUCAUUAUAUGUCAGUGGGCUGUCAGAUGUCUGUUGGCCAACUUUCCACCAACAGACAGAUCAGUAGAGGAGAGCUGUUCUCCACAAUUACCAAAACACCAAUCAAGGGAAUUUUUCUCAAACACCAUUAAAAAAUGAAUAAAGGGGUAAGUUUCUAAAGAAACUGUGGUGCUGCGUCAGUGGGAGAGUAUAGCAGGUAAUUUAGUGUUAACAACUGGGUUGAAAAUGUAAAUUAGCCACCGUAAAGGGUAAAAAAGCUGACGUUUCGAGCGUUAGCCCUUCAUCAAUCGCUCUGAUGAAGGGCUAACGCUCGAAACGUCAGCUUUUUUACCCUUUACGGUGGCUAAUUUACGUUUUCAACCCAGUUGUUAACACUAAAUUACCUACCAUUAAAAAAUGUAUACCAGACAGUGCAGAGAAUUUAUAUGUAGAUUUAGGAGACCACAUGGUUAACAAUGUAGUUAUGCACAUAUCAAUGUUAUAUGGUUCAAGGUGUUUGAACAAGAAUGAGGAAAUUAGAAUGAGCUUAAAACUGUUUGAUGGUAUUUGAAACAUUCUGAGCUUGUAAAGAAGAUGAUUGAGCCUGUACUGUGCCAUCUGGAAAAUAGAAAUGGAUUCUGCAACAAAUGCACCAGAAUGCAUUGUACAAGUACAAUUUUGUUGAUUUUUCUUUUUUUUUUUCUUUUAUUCCCAGGUAAAGCUUCAGGAGAUGACAAUGGAGCAAGGUACAUGUAGGAUUUUUUCUUAGAGUAGAGUUGCAAACUUUUAGUUCAAAGUAGCUUUUCUUCAGUCAUUAUUCACUUAACUAUAUGUUAAUUGCUCAUUUAUUUAAUCAUUGAUUUAUUGAGGUAUUUUUGUUUUAUUGUUUUUUACUCUUUUCUUUAAUAUGAAUUUCUUUAUUAAAUAUUUCUAUAGAUGUCCAACUCCAGGAUGUGAUGGUACUGGACACAGAACAGGGUUGUACACAUCACACAGAAGGUAGGGUUGACAGUUGUGAUUUGGUCCAGUUAAUCCUUUACACCCUAAUAUCACUAUGUAUAUUCUCCAUACUGUUCAUUAUACAUUUCUUGAGGUGCUGAAAAGGAGAAUUUGUUGAACAAUCAAGAACUUCUCUAGUUGUUGAUCAUUUCCUUUAUCCUCAUGACCUUAAUGUGUGAUUCAGGGGUGAUCUUAAAAGGAGAAAUUAGAUGCCGGUCACUAUUAGGGGUGAAAGGGUUAACAAAUAGAUUCCUUGUACUGUGUGUCUGUUCAGUAAUAGAUCACAAAUGGUGCAGCCAAGUUGGUCACUGAUGUUCUUCUUCUCUUUUUCAUUUCCCAAAUAUUUUUUUUUUAAUUUGUGAAUUUUUAUCAAAUCUGCUCUGAUUCUAUACAUUUUUUAUUAAAGGGAUGUUUCAAGCUACAUGCAGAAUUUCUUUUAAUUUUUUUCUGUCAUAUUUGGAUUCUUUUCCUGUUAUUUGUUGUUUUGAAGAAUGGAGUAGAUUAUAUUCUAUUAAGAGUAGGAUUCAUGAUGAAUUUAGGAAACAUAACCCUCCAGGAAGAACCUCAUUUCCAAUAAGUUUUUGAGGAAAAACCUCCUCCCCUCACCCUUUCCCUUGUCCUGUUACUGAUUGUAGUAUAAUUUACUCUUUUCUGAACUAACAUAACCCUGGCAAUGUAAAUUGUAGUCUUUCAGGUUGUCCCCUAGCCACAGCCCAGAAGCAGGUUUCUCGUCAGUGCAGAAGUCCACCAAAUACUCCACCACACAAGAAGAGUAAGUAUUUCACUGAGCCACAAGAUGGCUGUAUAUACUAAACUCUCUGCAAAUAACUUGUGUGUUGCUAGUAAACCCUUUUACUCUCAGAGGUGAUUGAAGUGAUCCUCACAAUUUCUGCACAUUGCCCAAAAAAACAAGUAACCAGAAUACACAUAUAGCUAGAGCUUGUUAUCCUGAUAUAGCACCAUAUUCUCUUGAGUUAUUUACUAGAACAUGUAUAGCAUCUGGUAGGGAGAAUUAUCAACUGGAUCUUGGAAAAUGAUUAAUAUGAUUAUUUUUUUACCUCCCUAGUAUCCAUUUAGGUUUUCUGUCAUUUUGCCUGUAAUUUCUACAAAAGUGUACAUUUAAAGUCUACUAUGAAAGAUAUUCACAGUAUAUGUAGAUGUAGGAAAGAUAAGAAUCAGACAAAUGAACAAAAUUUUACAGUAUCUGAAGUAUACAACUUUGAAAUGACUCCAAAUUCUUUUAUAACCAACAUGCAAGGAGAUAUGUAGUUGUCUAAAAAAAAAUCAACAUUCUGCUUUUGACAUGAAAGACUAAGAAAAGUAAAAUUUGGAGAAGGUGGAAACAUGUCGCUCUGGGGUGUAGCAACAACAUCUAGCAAGAUUCUCUGUGAAAUGAGCUAGUUUGACUUUAUUUCAGGCCGCCCACAAAAAUGCAUUCUUACAGACAAGACAUUACCUCAAGAAAGUCCCACAUCUCCAGACUCAGGCAUUUCUUCUGCAUCCAGCACUGAAGAUAGCUCAGUCAAGAAAGAACUGAAUUUUGAUUCAGACACCAAAGAUUCACCUGUACAUUUUACAUUUCCCAAGAGUAAGCCUCCCAGAAUGAAAUCUGAGUCCCCAUCUGUGACCACUCCCACUGAUUCCCUCCCAGCAUUGUCUAUGCCGAGUGUGAUCUCAGCAACAACUGCUGUGGCUGUGGCAAACUCAGUCAUGCGUGUUGAGCGGGCUCCCAUCUCCAAGGAAGUGUCCUCAAUGGAGUGUGCAACAGAGGAAUCUGAAUAUGGAAUUACGAAAGGGCCAGUUGAUGCAGCUAAUGGUGGUGAUGAUGAUGAUGAGGAGGAAGAGGAGGAGUUAAGUUCUGAUGAGAUAUGCUUGGAGGCUAAAGAAGUUGUCCAGUACACUUCUUCAGAGAGUUCUUCUGAGGAAGAUGAUGACAUCAGAGAGGAUGCUGAUGACUCUGACUAUGGAGGAGGGAGAAGUAAGUGUCAGGAAAUGAUUUUAAAAAUAAACUUGUAAUCUCUGUAACAAAGUUGAAGGUAUCGACUUUGCUUAUCAUAGCAGUGUGCAGGACGCAUGUCACCUGAAAGGCACUUCCACUAGAGUGUAAGAAUCAAUCCAGAUGUAUAUUUCGUUUCGUUCACCAUCUCUUCAUGAUAUUGCCUCAGAAGGUCUAGCCGCUCUGUUAACCAUUCGGAUGCAAUACUACGACACGGUCAAGACACUGCUUUAGUAUAACUCCCACUGACAACGCGUCACAAGUUUUUGUCUCUCUUUGUAGUCGUUACGAGGGAGUCUUAAGCCCCAUCGAAUCGUCUGUAAAGAUUGUCUUAUGAUUCACUUACCGGUAUACCUUAUUAUGUUGCUUUUGUCUCUUCCAUAGGUGCUUCCAAGUUGAUUGGGUAUGUAUAUUGUAUCACUUUUCAUGUGUAGCCGCUAGCGUUGUGAGACAUUUUGAAAUUGUCCCUCUUUAUCUCCAUGCAAAAUGUUUUGAGUGCAAUACUUUGAGUAGACACAGAAGUUAUUUCUUAUAAUCUGUUCAAACACGGUGUCUUUCGCUCUUUGGUUUCACCCAGUUGUCCAACAGAGGGUUGUGACGGAUCAGGACAUGUGAAUGGCCGUUUUUCCAGUCACCGCCGUCUCUCUGGUUGUCCAAGAGUGGUGAGGAACAUGCCUCUUCCGAAAACCCCUGUUAAACGCGAAUUUGGUGAGUUGUGUGAUAUUUUCUUUUAUCCUUUAACACUUCUCAAGUUUUAUUUCUACCAGCAGGCGCUGGAUCGCUCCGUGUACACCUUUUUGUAUUUGGGUGGCACGCGAAAAAUCGCGGUAGGCAACAGAAAGGCGGGAAAAUUUCCCUGCCCUUACCAUCUCGAUGUACUUGAUCCUUCCGCGCUGAUCUGUUAAAUUCAUGUUUUGUAUUAGUCUUGCAUCUAAGGCAUCUGCAGACUUUUCAAUAAGACAUGCAAUUAUUCACGGUAAGAACAUUUUUGCGUAGAAAUUAAGAAGCGUUUUUGUUAUCUGCAGGAUCGGAUGGGAAGCCUAAAGAACUUCUCAGGUGAGUGAUUAGUUCAGUUUGUUUGUCUCACAGAGUGCUUCGGUUUUUUAGGAGAACAUUUCGUGAUUAAAGCAAUAAUAGAAAGGGGCGUUUACUUUUGCAGGGUCAUUUCUAUCCCGUAUUUAAAUUUAGUCCUAUAGUUGUGAUUACAAAUGUUGGCCUUGUUUUUCAUUGUUGCUACAAGAUGUCGAAUUUUUUUUUCCUUUUUCCUUUUAUACGUAGUUGUCCAACUCCAAACUGUGAUGGAAGGGGACAUGUGUCAGGGCAGUAUGCAACGCACAGGAGGUAUGUCAGCGAAGUUUUAGGCCUUGGGAACUCCUUGCCAAACUGCAAGGUUGUACAUCUACUACCUGCCCUUCAAUAGAAGGAGUUGGGAUCACACCAGCAGUGACAGUGCUCUGUUCCUACCUCUGUGAACUUCAGUGGUUUCAUUUCGAAACUUGUUGUCACGUGUGGGUUGAGUUUGUUAUUACUUCGUGUCCUCUAUCCGAGGGUUUCCCUCCAGGUUCUCCAUUUUUCUACCAUAAACCAACUUUUUAGAAUUAUCGACCCGGAAACAUUGGACGAAGAACUUCGCUUAGAUGUUCUACUUUUAAAUUUUCCCACACACACAACCCUCUAUACAGCGUUAUGAAAACCUGCCACAGACUUUGAUCUCCUCUGGCGUUUAGUUGAUUUAUCCCAUUGCAAAUACAAAGUUUGACCAACGACAAGUACUCUUCUUGCCUUUGGAAAUUUUCUUCUUUGAUCUAAAAGCCAAAAAUAUCAAAAUGAACACAGAGGAGAAAUGUGUAAGGAGAGCGGCGAGGAGAAAUCCUGACAGAUUUAAGCGGGGAGAGGAAUAAGAUUGCAGAUGCAGGGUUCCCAACGAAUGAUUUUUGUCUUGUAUCUCAGUUUGUCAGGGUGCCCACUUGCAGCCAAAAUGCAGCAACAGGAACACCAAGAAGUUAGGUACAUGUAUGUGUUAAGAUCAUUGCGCAGUGAGUAUUUUGAGUUGAUUUCUGUUUUUGCGUGUUCAGUAUGGUAUUAAAAACCAGUAUCGCUUCUUUUCCUAGGUGCCCUACCAUUGGUUGUGAUGGAACAGGUCAUGUGACUGGGAAGUAUGCUUCACACAGAAGGUGCGUUAAAGGGGCGAUAUUGUACGGGAAUGCACUGAUUUGAUUGGUCGAGAAACUUGGUCCAAUCCCGCGCUUUUCCCUGCCUCUUCUGUUAACUCUUUAACUCCCAUAAGUGACCAAGACGGAAUUUCUCCUUACAAUAUCAAUACAUUAUCAAGUAGACAAGUGAUGAGAAUAAAGAAAAAUAUCAUUUAGGGGAUUAUAAUUUGAUCUAAUACCAAAUUCUCCAAACUAACAUCACAAGAACUGGAUGGCAGACAGCAAGGAGAAUUACUAAUGAGAUCUUUAGGGUUAAAGAAUUAACUCUUGAGUCUUCAUUGGCUCCUACUGAUUUUCAUUUUUGUUUUCACGAACCGCUGUGAUUUCUUUAGUUUUGAUGUUACAACACGCAAUCAAGAAGUGUUCUUAGUGGAUACGACUCGCAAGGGAGGAGAUACAACUCGUUUUUAAGUUAUAACUCCUGCUUUCCACUUGCUCUACUCUGAGUUCAUGGUAAAUGAACCCUUUAACUCCCAAGAUCGGAUUGUUAAUUCUCCCCUCUUGCUGCUACACAUUUUCUCGUAAACAAGUUGCGAGAAUGUGGUGUUAGAUCAAGAUAACAACUUCUACCUGAUACAUUUGAGUACUCUCCUUACCUGUUUGCUGGAUAGUGGAUGGAUAUUGUAUGGAGAGGUUACUUGUUAAUCACUUCUGGGAGUUAAAGGGUUAAGCUCCAAACUUCUAUAGGCAUAUUCUCCACACUGUUCUCUUUACACUUCCUAUUGUGCUAGGAACGAAAUUUUUUUUUAUCAAUUAAGAGCUGUUUCAAUUUGAGAUUAUGUCCUUUCUUCUCAUGAUCUUUAUGUUUGAUUCAGGGGAGGUACUGUAUGGAGAAAUUAGAUGUUUGUCACUCUCUUGGGUUUUUUGUGGGUUAAAUGUUCUUUUUUCUUUGGUAGUUUGUCAGGUUGUCCCCUGGCUCCUAAGCUUGCUCUUCAAAAUGCUGAAGGUAAGUAUCGUCUCCAAUCCAUAUAUCUGUUCCUUAAAUCGCUUAUAUUUAAGACCUCUGUCUUGGGAUGAGGAUCGAGAAUCGGCAGUGUUCUGUCAUUGUAAAUAUAUGGUAUUAUUAAUCAGUAAUGGUAAUUAGUAAUUAGUAAUUGGUAAUCAGUCUUUUUCUUCUUUUCAUUUCCUAGGGAGUCCGCAGUCGGAUAAAGUCGGUCCUAUGUAAGUAAUUGUAUGGGGUUUUUUUGUUUUGUUUUUGUUUUAUCCAGAUGAAUGUCCAGAUCCUUCUACUUGCAUAAAACACCAAAGAAAGAUUUUUAAUGAAAAGAAUAGAAUAAGAAUAGAAUUACAUUCCAAAAUUCGGUCUUUAAAUUUUCAUCGCUGACCGUAUUAAGAAUGUUGAAUAAAUUAGACUAACGUGUUCUGUUUUGCCUAGAAGCUAACUUAAUAUGUAAGGAACUGAAAAUUAGUUGUAUUUGAUAAAUUUCCUAGAAAGGAGUUUAAGAAGUGUGGUGUGUGUUCUUUUUCCAUUAGGUGUCCUACUCCUGGAUGUGACGGGACAGGACAUUCUAGCGGUCAAUUUAGUACCCACAGGAGGUAAGAGAAGUUUCUUUUGUUCAUCUCGUCGUCUCCUUGAAGUUUCUAUAGUUUAGGGGUGAGGGGGAGGGAUGAGUCUGUUCAGAUCAGCACUUUCCGAGUCCCCUCGAGUAUUCGAACCUCAGACCUCUGGAUUCCAAGCUCUGAUGCUUUACCACCGAGGUACAAGGAACUCCGUGGUGAGUUAGCAAGACAAUAGUUUCCCUACAAACAAAUGUAACUCUCUUAUCUGUUUCUUCAGUUUAUCAGGCUGCCCUCUGGUUUCUCCUUCGGAGAAGAAAGUCCUCAUGAGACAGGAAGCAGAGUCCAAGUUGUUGGCUCAGGCAAGCGCCAGGUCUCCAGAUGUCAAGCUGGUUAAAAUCCGAUCGGGCAAAGGUAAUGCUGAGAAGGCAUAGUAAUACCUUAUGUAUGUAGUCAGAGUCAGGUAGAAUGAUAGUGUUUAAACGAUAGAUCCUCUCUCAUCAUCGACCCGUGGCUGAAUGCUGAAAUAAGGAUUAUAAUUGAUCCCCACUCGUGGAUUUACUUCAGUCUAAGGAACAGCAUUCGACAAAGGAUGUCGGCCAAGACCCUUUAGUAGUGAAGAAAUUAUCCUCGCAGUUGAGUUACUAUGAAAGAAAUUGCUGUGAAGAAGCCUGAAAAAAAUUCAGGCUUCGACGGGGUUUGAACGUAGGCCUCCCAGAUACAAGUUGGGCGCCACUAACAACUGAGCCACGAAGCCACAUGUUGUUACGAGCGAGGGAAAUUUGCAAGAUGUGGCUGGUUUCAAUUUUCCUUGACACAAUAAUCUGAAGAACUCGUAUCGAGGAUUUAAACCUUGUGUAGACAUUUCCUGUCGAAAUGUGUCAAAGACCAAGAAUAGUGGCCGAGACGUUGAGGAAAUCUUUCAUGUGAAUUCGGACGAAUAAAAUAAGCCAGGGUUAUUAGAUUUCGUCUUUCAAAUUGUAGGAGUUCACGCGCAGGUUCGAAUGUUUUGUAUGUUACGUGUUGUUAAACUACAAGUCAGAAAUGACCGGCAUUUGGUAAACGCAUCGACUUAGUACCUGCUUGGAUCAGAGAGAGCCAGGCAAUCGAAGUUUUCAGCGCAGACAAAGAAUGCUUACGUAGAGUCUCCAGUCAUUCAGUUUGUAGGAAGGAGCCUCAAAGGUCAGUUUACAAACAGGCGAGACAGACAGUUUGCUUGGUCAAAAAAAAUUCAAACAAACAGACAAGCAAAGUAGACAAGGAAGACAGGGAGUAGCAUCAUUUUUUUGAUCGAAAUCCGAAAAAAAAAAGAAAACAUUCUUGCUUGGUGCUGCUUUUACCACACCAGCUCAACAAGAAAUUGAAAAAGUGCGCGCCUUGGAUAAGGAGAUCGACGUGCUUCAGUCGUCUAACGAGGAAUGCGAGAAACUCAAUAAAGAGCUUGACUCGGAGAUUAGCAAACUGGAACAACGCUUGACAGUGUGUAAGGAGGAGACGGCAAGUGACCGACACAGGACAGGCGUGGUGGAAACCAAACUUGCCGUGGUGCAGACACGUUUUAUCGCCUCACUGUCCCAUGUCCAGGUGCCAGACAUUGGUGUGAAGCUCACCUUUGAUUCCAUGGAUACAUAUAUUGAAAAAUUACAGCAAAUAAUUGAAGAAAAUGCAACAGAUUACAAGGAGCUAAUUGCAGAUAUCAAAGAAGCAUUGGCAGAUUUUAAGUGUUAAGAUACAGAAUAAGAUAUAUGAAAAGAUUAAUUAAAACCUAUAAUUCAUAAUUAUUAGAUACUAAGGUUAUGUUAUGUAUGGUAAUGUUAAAUGAAUUGCCAAGAAAUUAUUAAUUAUUAGUAACAGAGAAGUUAAGAAUUUUAUCAUGAUAAUUAUCUCAAAGUCCGCUAACUACAUAUCUUUUAAAAUACUACAGUAACGGUUGGAGCCUCGAAUGAGGUUUCGAAAUGUAUUUACACAUUUUGUAUUAUUUUAUCCUCUAAGAUAAGACCCCUUUUCACAAUGGUUUUGCUCUUUUAAUUCUUUUCGUGUUGUUACUUCUGCGACAACUACAGUAUUUCGUGUCCCUAAUAAUCCUAUUUAUGCACUAUUUAUAACCACACUAUUGAAACCCAUAUUAUAUUAUCCUCCUCUUUAUUUACAUGUCGCUUGCUUCAUCCAUUGCGUUUACCUUUAUGUUUGUCUUUCACUUCACUAUAAGAGAUAUAAGUGGAAUAUUGCAUUUAAAUAUGUGGUUAAAUUUUAGCAAACUUUUGGCGGUUGUAACUCCUUUUAAUUCCUCUGAUUUCGAAGCUUGUUUGUUUGACUUUUGACUUUUUGUUUGUUUGUUUUUUGACGCUUUAACCCCUUAAAGUGUUACUUUAUUACAUUCUGAGAACAGAUAAGCUAAUCCGCCAGAGGGUGUGAUCUUGAUAGAAUACCAAAUUCUUUAUGGCAUUUACUGGAAAAUUUGUGGCGCUCAGAAGGGAGAAUUACUUAUCGAUUCAUGGGAGUUCAUGGGUUAAGGAUGCACAUCAUCCUAUUGCCUCUCCUCUUCACUCAGUGGAAGAGAAAUCUGUCUAAAUAAUUAAACGCAUAAGUUGUUAUUGUAAAUAGAAUGUAUGAAUUUAUGAAAUUUAGAGUUGAAUUUUAUUCUACAUUUCUUUUUAUAUUCUGUGGCUCGGGACAGGUUUUUUGUGGCCUAGGUAAUCGUCUAUUCAUUCACUUUAAAGGGGCAAUUUUCUGAAUUUUAAAAAUUUAAUUGAAAAUUAUGAAUGGGUUAAAAAAAAAUUGUUUUUCAGGUUAAGUACUUUAGGAACUUGCGUCUUCAACGCUUAGUUUUACCAUUUUUAACUUAGAACUUUACAUCUUUACUUUAUUAACUGGUGCAUUUUCCCCUCACCAAAAGCAAACAACAAAAUAGUAAAUGAAAAGCUAUAUCUCAAAUGUAUAUAUUUACGUCUAAAACGUCCGAUUUAUAAUUUACAAAAUCUAUAGUAUUAAUAACUAAUAUAAGAGUUGUUUAAUAUAUUAUUUAUUUGAUGAGCAUGUUGAUUAUUCCUUAUACACGUGACUCGCAGAAACCUAAUCAGAGAUAUAGAUCGUUAUAGGUUAUCUUGAUUUUAAUAGCUCUUCAGAAUAUAAAAAUUUGAUUACAUAAAGUAAUAGAUAAUGUGUAGUUGGUGCUAUAAUUGCUAUCUCUAGAUAGUGUUUCGUUACUAAAGAUCAUAGCCCAGUUGUUCAAAGGAUGGAUAAUUCUAUACAACGGAUAAAUCGCGGAUAAGUGUCAACACAAGAUACUGCGCUAACCACCGGAUAGAGAUUUAUCCAGCGGAUACUAGCGUUAUCCACCUAUCGAACCACCGGGGCCAGAAGACAUUAUAGCGUGACGUUAUGUCCGAAUACCCUAGAGCGUGACGUCACAUCAUCUGGGGAGCUUAGUUAUGUGAUCUUUUUUUGGUUUACACGGACUCGAGGGUUUGAGAGUCACUCCAAGCUACUCGUGGCCGUAAGAAAUAUUAAUAUAUUAAAGGCAGAAAUAAGAGAUAUUAUCAACAGAAAGGCGUCAGUUUCUAAGUUCAAAACUUAAUUUAAAUUCCUAUAUUUAAAGCAAUCCUUUCCAUAUUUAACCAGUUUAUAUCAAGUCUAAGUUGUAACCGUAACUCUGUUUGGAUGACUCCUCAUUGAAACGUGUGUGAACAUUAUACCUUCUGUUCAUUUAUUAUUUAUCAGUGUUAUUUAAUUUUAUUUAUGAAAUUUUCUAAGAGUGUACUUUGUCGAAAAAGAAGUCGAGUUUCAAGAAUAACUGAGCUCAUAAAAUGUGAAAGCUAGUUUUUUGUUAUUGUUGUUGUUGUGUUAAUUUUCUUUGUUAGCUAGUCUUGAGGAUGUGUUAGCAGUGUUUGUACCGUAGUUGAUAAUUUUCUUGCUUCUACUUACCUUUUAGUCCGACAGUUUAUUGAAGUUGUAAGAGAGAAGUAAGGUAUUGAUCACUCUUAGUACCAAAAUGGUCGAUAGUAAUCAAGCAAAGUGAGGUGUCAUCCAAAGCAAGAGCUCUAAUUUUUUAUUUUAUUUUAUUUUAUUCUCAUAAAACAAAUUGCUUUGUCGAACGGAACUCUCACGUUAUAAGUUCUUGAUUUGUCCGCAAAGUUUCAGCGAGGUACCGCUGAACAUAAAGACUAUGAUGCAAUUUUCAAUUGGGUGUCAAAUGUAAACCGUGUUUUUUUGGUUAUUUGCUUUGUUUUAUUCUAUGGGCCAGACAUCUUUUCAGCCAAUCAAUUUGACGGCUAAGACUAGACGAGAUUUGCUCACUCGCUUGUUUCUACGCUUGAGACAUGUCGUGUAUAUCCUUUGAUUACUCAUUGGCUAAAUCUGAUGUUAACCUUCAAUUUGAUCGGCUCUUGUGAUUGUUUUGUUAAUUUUUUUUCUUUCGACACUCAAUCGAAGAGAGCUCCUCUAAAAGUAAUUAAGAUAGCGGUAACUACCAUCUGUUUUCUCGUUUGAAUUACACCGGCUAUCACACUUGCACCGUCGGACAAUGUGAACCUCCGGUGCUCGAAGAUCCUAACCCACUUGAAACACAAACAGCAAGUUAAUCCUUGUUUAACACUCGUAGAGUACAAGAUAACGAGUCGCCGCUGGAUAAGGAAUUAUCGAUAUUUGGAAUUCUCAGUCAAUAAUUUUUUUUAUUAUUUUAAUAUGUAAAUGAACGGUUGAGUUUCAGCAAACCGUCGUGUCAGUUCAGUAUCAACAGUUGGAUUCUCCCAACAAUGUUGGAACAUGUUUUGCAAUCCCUCUUGGGAGGAUUGUUUUUUUGGUCAAGGGUUUGAUCUGGCUCUGAAUCUGCCACGGAGAAGCUAUACAUUGAUUGUUGUAGGGCAUUGAAGGCUCAGCUAGAGCCCUAAUGUAAGUCUUAUAUAGACGUAUUUUUUAGUCAAAAUGGAAUUGUCUAAGUGAAUCUAUGUGAAUUUAUAUCUAAAAAUAAAAUUCCGUAAAAACUCAAAGGAG
Messenger RNA from Pocillopora meandrina, 21965 nucleotides. Lineage: Eukaryota; Metazoa; Cnidaria; Anthozoa; Scleractinia; Pocilloporidae. The record is from the annotation of a GenBank genome assembly.